Exophiala dermatitidis NIH/UT8656 is the source of this 222-nucleotide messenger RNA. RefSeq lists its product as uncharacterized. The transcript has 2 exons. Lineage: Eukaryota; Fungi; Ascomycota; Eurotiomycetes; Chaetothyriales; Herpotrichiellaceae. The coding region runs from base 1 to 222 and encodes 73 amino acids. The record is from RefSeq and is a predicted model, not a curated record.
AUGUGUGGUGUGUCGCUGUCAGUGUCUCUUGAGUUAUCCUCUUCGCCGAAUCAUGUGAACCCGCCCACGACCUUCCUGAGCCCUGCCGACAUGCCGGUCCAUAUCGACAGUGAUGCAGCCCUGGGAUCCUCAACUCUUGGGCAAGAGGAGGAUCCUCGGAAGGAGACAAGUCGGGGGGACAGAGUGAAGGAGGUGAAACAGAAGGAGAGGAAGGAACGAUGA